This is a messenger RNA of Drosophila sulfurigaster albostrigata, 1374 nucleotides long. It is a transcript of the gene Or42b, whose product is annotated as odorant receptor 42b. Gene Ontology annotation, molecular function: odorant binding; olfactory receptor activity. The transcript has 3 exons. Gene Ontology annotation, cellular component: plasma membrane. Lineage: Eukaryota; Metazoa; Arthropoda; Insecta; Diptera; Drosophilidae. The record is from RefSeq and is a predicted model, not a curated record. The coding region runs from base 127 to 1326 and encodes 399 amino acids. Gene Ontology annotation, biological process: sensory perception of smell; detection of chemical stimulus involved in sensory perception of smell.
CAACUGACCAAAACUUUUCCACUCAAUUGAAAACUUAAGUAGCCCCUAAAAAAUAUCACUUGAACUCUAUAAAAGUCGCUGGCAUUUCGCUCGACUGCGUCACAAGCAUAUGGAAUCGAGCUUAAGAUGGUCUUCAAGCUCAUUAAGCAAGCGCCACUGACGGAGCAAGUUCACUCUAAGGAUGGCUGCAUCUACUUGUAUCGGGCCAUGAAAUUCAUUGGCUGGCGUCCACCGAAGUCGGGCAUUUGGCGCUACGUCUAUCUCACCUGGACACUGACAACGUUCAUUUGGUGCACCACAUAUUUGCCACUUGGAUUCCUCGGCAGCUACAUGACGCAGAUCAAGUUAUUCUCACCCGGCGAGUUUCUCACCUCACUGCAGGUGUGCAUCAAUGCAUACGGAUCAUCGGUGAAGGUGGCCAUCACAUAUUCACAGCUCUGGCGACUGGUCAAGGCCAGAGAUUUGCUCGAUAAACUGGAUGUGCGUUGCACAAGCGACGAGGAGCGCGAGAAAAUCCAUCGUGUUGUGGCCCGUAGCAAUCAUGCGUUCCUCAUCUUCACCUUUGUCUACUGCGGCUAUGCGGGCUCCACGUAUCUCAGCUCGGUGCUGAGCGGUCGUCCGCCCUGGCAGCUGUACAAUCCACUGAUUGACUGGCACGACGGCACUCUCAAGCUGUGGAUAGCCUCGACUUUUGAGUAUAUGGUCAUGUCGGGUGCCGUGCUGCAGGAUCAGCUCUCGGACACUUAUCCGUUGGUCUACACAUUGAUUUUGCGUACACAUCUCGAUAUUCUCAAAGAGCGCAUUCGCAGACUGCGCACGGAUGAGAACAUGACCGAGGAGGAGAACUACGAGGCGCUGGUCAACUGUGUGCUAGAUCACAAGCUAAUCUUAAAAUACUGCGCUUUGAUUCGUCCUGUUAUUUCGGGCACAAUAUUCACACAGUUUCUGCUGAUUGGCGUUGUGCUCGGCCUCACGCUGAUCAAUGUGUUCUUCUUCUCGGAUAUCUGGACGGGAAUUGCAUCGUUCAUGUUUGUCAUCACCAUACUGCUGCAGACGUUCCCCUUCUGCUACACCUGCAACCUCAUUAUGGAUGACUGUGCGGCGCUGUCGCACGCCAUCUUUCAAAGUAAUUGGAUAGAUUCCGGCUCGCGAUACCAGUCGACUCUAUUGUAUUUUCUACACAAUGUGCAGCAGCCCAUCGUUUUCAUAGCCGGCGGCAUCUUUCAAAUCUCAAUGAGCAGCAACAUAAGCGUCGCCAAAUUCGCCUUCUCGGUCAUCACCAUCACGAAGCAAAUGAAUAUUGCAGAUAAAUUUAAAACCGAUUAAAAUUUAUUGGAUGCAGUCAGCUAUUUAUUUGUUGGCCUCUUAAGAAAA